Daphnia carinata is the source of this 602-nucleotide messenger RNA. RefSeq lists its product as uncharacterized. The coding region runs from base 115 to 510 and encodes 131 amino acids. The transcript has 3 exons. The record is from RefSeq and is a predicted model, not a curated record. NCBI's taxonomy places the organism in Eukaryota, Metazoa, Arthropoda, Branchiopoda, Diplostraca, Daphniidae.
UUGAAUGAAGGACACUAGGUACAAUCUGGCACUCUCCAACGAAGUCUCUUGUCGGCUACAUCUGCAGCGUGGCCUUUCCAAGAACAAAUACCGUCAUUCAAACCUGAUAACACCAUGAAAUUUAACAAUGUAUCGGCCAUAUUUCUAAUGAUAAUGAUGGUGGUGACAAAUUUCUCCAUUAUUCGAGGUCAAAUGGGUUACAAUAGUAACUACCAGUAUGACGCACAGGCAGCAUACAACUGUCAAAAUAAUUUUUACGGGUCGGCUCACAAUUGUGGAUAUGGAACACGAAAUCAAAAUUGGUUUGGAUCAUAUUAUUUAGGCAAAGCGAAUCCAUAUGGGUUUGUUAGCACAAUGCCAUACGGUUAUGGUUCAGGGGCCCAACCUUUCUUCUCAGAUCCCUAUUCGGGUGGAUGGCCUGGCACCAGUUAUGCCCCAGGUGGUUACCUCGGAUCAGCCCUACCAUACAACAACAAUAACUUUUAUCCAAAUCCGAAUGUUCGUUAUUAAUCGAAUUUGUAGAACUUGUUACAUAUCGUAAAAUUAUUUCUAUUUGUUUGGCAAUGCACGAAGAACAAGAAUUUCAUAUUCGUUUCCUUCAA